Molecule: messenger RNA, 1808 nt
Organism: Ipomoea triloba (trilobed morning glory)
Lineage: Eukaryota; Viridiplantae; Streptophyta; Magnoliopsida; Solanales; Convolvulaceae
Product: 4-coumarate--CoA ligase-like 7
Exons: 4
Coding region: 1081-1323 (80 amino acids)
Molecular function (GO): CoA-ligase activity
Source: RefSeq, a predicted model, not a curated record
AUUUUCACUAAGUGGCGCCAAUCCCUUAAUUCCUCCUCCCUCCUCCCGUCCUCACUCCUUGCUUCUUCACUGUGCCCCAAAUCUUCCUCAUCUUCUCCUCAUCUGUAUAUUUCUUCGAGGGCGAGGGUGCGAGGGGCGGACUGCCGACUGCGGAAGCGAGGCGCGGAUGUGACUGGAGAGCGACGGAAGGGCAGGGGCCAGAGCAGCUGAGCCGACGGAGAGCGGAGCACCGGCCACCGAGCAGGGCAGCAGCCGAGUAGCGGAGCUCCUUCGCAGGCGCUGCUGACUUUCUAGUUUCCAAUUUCCGAUUUCUGAAUUCUGGUCAGGUUGCUUCAAUUUUUUUAAUUACUUUAAGUCUCUAAUUUUAUAUGUGUAUUUAGCCCUUUGUUGAUUGUGGCUUUUGUGCAUACCCAUUUGGAGAAGUUUGCUUUUCUGGGCUGUAAAAGGGUGGUUUGUCAUUGGGUGUUUUGUAGUUGCAGCUUUUAGGUAUACCCUAGAUCAGAUUAUGAAAAUGGAAGAAUGUACUCGAAUAAGGAAAAAAUCAGAAAUUCAGAACCUGGCUUAUUAAAUUGGUAAGACUGAGUCCUUUUAGAUUUGGAGUUUUCUUAUCUGUUUGCAGGUUUGCUGCAGUGUUAAGAUUUUGGUUGGUGUUUUUUGAGGCUUAUGUUGAAGAUUUUAGUUCAAUUGAUUGAUGAAGGCUACAUUUGUUCUGUUUGUGUGGGUGUGUUUUCUCUUUUUUAAUGGAUUUUUAUUUUGGGUGGGUGUAAAGAUCUUAUUGCAAAUAUCUCUAAGGUGUUUCCCAAGGAUGAUGAGUGGUGUUGAUGAUAUGACUAAACAUAUAGCAAUUUGUAUGGAAGGGGCGUCUUCAAGAUAAGAUGGCUGGAGGUAAAGAUGAGUAUAAUGCUUUCUGAGUUAUAUAUGAAGAUUGGUUUUAAGAUAGUAUUUCACUGUUUCAUUUCACCCGAUUUAACCUUCAAGGCAUAUCCAUCUCCUAAUAAGUUACAUGCUUGCAAUGCAUAUGCUAUAUCAUGUUUUCAGCAUUGAGUUAAUGACAAGCAUAUUCUUACUGUAAGUGGAAGCAUGCCUAUUUAUCAUUUUCCAGGGUAUUACAACAAUCCACAGGCCACCAGUCUUGCUAUAGAUAAACAGGGCUGGGUCCAUACUGGUGAUCUUGGAUACUUUGAUGAGGAUGGACUGCUAUACAUUGUUGACCGAAUUAAGGAGCUCAUCAAGUACAAAGGUUUUCAGGUUGCACCAGCAGAGCUUGAAAGUCUGCUCAUUUCUCAUCCUGAAAUAGUCGAUGCAGUUGUCAUCCCAUGUUGAAGCUGGUGAGAUCCCAGCUGCAUACGUUGUUCGUUCCCUCAACAGCUCAGGUAUAUGUCCAAAAGUUCUUAGCAGAUCAGGUAUAUGUUAUAGCAAAAAAUAAUGUCUUUUCUAAGAAAGAAAUAAGAUGCAGUAGUUUGUUGAAUUGGUCAUUGUGUUUUCUAGAUGGAAGUUUCCAAUUGCUAAUUUAUUAGUUAUUUGGUAACCAUGUGAAAACAUCUUAAUUAGUAAAUAUGACUUGCAUGAACUCAGCUUUGUUAUUGUUUUAACUGAUUUACUUAUUGCCUUACACAGAUAAUGGAUGUUACACAGAUUAGUUUUAACUAAUUUACUUAUUGCCUUGUAAAUUAUGUUGAAGAUUUGAGGACUAGAAUGCUUCUACUGGCAGUGGUAUCUUCUUUUGUAGGUAAUGAGCAACAUUGUGCAAAAAGCUAACAUCAACUAAUUUUUUUGGUUACAACUUUUACAGGCUAAACAAUCCCAAA